This is a messenger RNA of Zea mays, 2364 nucleotides long. RefSeq names its product putative laccase-9. Gene Ontology annotation, biological process: lignin catabolic process. The transcript has 3 exons. Gene Ontology annotation, cellular component: apoplast. The record is from RefSeq and is a predicted model, not a curated record. NCBI's taxonomy places the organism in Eukaryota, Viridiplantae, Streptophyta, Magnoliopsida, Poales, Poaceae. Gene Ontology annotation, molecular function: copper ion binding; hydroquinone:oxygen oxidoreductase activity. The coding region runs from base 261 to 2009 and encodes 582 amino acids.
GGCGGGGCCCGGCAAGACGAGCGGAGCGUGCCUAUGCAUUCCCUCGUCGUCGUCGUUGGCAGCUCUCGUUCUAUAAAUUGGAUACCAGCAGCGGCAUCCUCCACUCGAUCCAGAUAUCCCAGAGCAACGACGCAUACGGAGCACACAGCAUUGCAGUAUAGCAAGCGCCAGCCUUGGUUUGCAUCGUCCUCGCUCGCUGCUAACUCAGAGCACGCAUCAUCAUCAGCAUUUGCGCGACGUUGAUCGAGAGAGCUAGUCAGAUGCAACGUCAGAGAGCUAAGAUGCCGGCAGGCCAGCUGAGCUGGCCGUUACUGCUAGGCGCGGUGUUAGCCUUUGGAGUUGCAGCUAGCCCGGCCCAGGCCUCCAGGAACACUCACUACGACUUCGUUAUAAAGGAGACCAAUGUCACCCGGCUCUGCCACGAGAAGACCAUCCUGGCCGUGAACGGGCAGUUCCCCGGGCCGACCAUCUACGCGCGCAAGGACGACGUGGUCAUCGUCAAUGUGUACAACCAGGGCAGCAAGAACAUCACCCUCCACUGGCACGGCGUGGACCAGCCGCGCAACCCGUGGUCCGACGGCCCGGAGUACAUCACGCAGUGCCCCAUCCAGCCCGGCGCCAACUUCACCUACAAGAUCAUCUUCACCGAGGAGGAGGGCACGCUGUGGUGGCACGCGCACAGCGACUUCGACCGCGCCACCGUGCACGGCGCCAUCGUCAUCCACCCCAAGCGCGGCACCGUCUACCCUUACCCCAAGCCGCACAGGGAGGUGCCCAUCAUCCUCGGCGAGUGGUGGAACGCGGACGUGGAGCAGAUCCUCCUCGAGUCCCAGCGGACCGGUGGCGACGUCGAUGUCUCGGACGCCAACACCAUCAACGGCCAGCCCGGCGACUUCGCCCCGUGCUCCAAGGCGGACACCUUCAAGAUGUCCGUGGAGCACGGCAAGACGUACCUGCUCCGAGUCAUCAACGCGGGGCUCACCAACGAGAUGUUCUUCGCCGUCGCCGGGCACCGCCUCACCGUGGUCGGCACCGACGGCCGCUACCUCAAGCCGUUCACCGUCGACUACAUCAUGAUCUCCCCUGGACAGACCAUGAACAUGCUGCUCGAGGCCAACCGCGCCACCAACGGCUCGGCCAACAGCCGCUACUACAUGGCCGCGAGGCCCUUCUUCACCAACGCGGGACUCCCGUUCGACGACAAAAACACCACGGCCAUCCUGGAGUACACGGACGCGCCGCCCGCCGCGGGGCCACCGGACUUCCCCGAGCUGCCGGCCAUCAACGACACCGCCGCGGCAACGGCGUACACGGCGCAGCUACGGUCCCUGGUCACCGAGGAGCACACGAUCGACGUGCCAAUGGAGGUUGACGAGCACAUGCUCGUGACGAUCUCCGUCAACACGCUCCCCUGCGGUGCCAACCAGACGUGCGCCGGCCCCGGAGGCAACCGCCUCGCGGCGAGCCUGAACAACGUCAGCUUCGUGAGCCCGACGACCGACAUCCUCGACGCCUACUACCACUCCACCAGCGGCGUGUACGACCCGGACUUCCCCAACAAGCCGCCCUUCCUCUUCAACUUCACGGCACCCAACCCGCCACAGGAGUUCUGGCUCACGAAGCGGGGCACCAAGGUGAAGGUCCUGGAGUACGGCACCGUCGUGGAGGUGGUGUUCCAGGACACGGCCAUCCUCGGCGCCGAGAGCCACCCCAUGCACCUGCACGGCUUCAGCUUCUACGUGGUGGGCCGAGGGUUCGGUAACUUCGACAAGGACAAGGACCCGGCCACGUACAACCUGGUCGACCCGCCGUACCAGAACACCGUCUCUGUGCCCACGGGCGGCUGGGCUGCGAUGCGUUUCCGCGCGGCAAAUCCUGGUGUGUGGUUUAUGCAUUGCCACUUCGAUCGUCACACGGUGUGGGGCAUGGACACUGUGUUCAUCGUGAAAAAUGGCAAGACCCCAAACGCUCAAAUGAUGCCACGUCCUCCUAACAUGCCCAAGUGCUAAGGAAACGAAGCCAUGCAUGACUGCCAGAGUGUAUGUAUGCAAGAGCAAGACAAUCCAGCAAGAUAACUAAUCUCAGAUAAUUGAUUUAUUUAUUUAUUCGUGGUACAGAUUUUAAGUAGACUGUUUCUUCUGGUCAGUUGAGACGAUGUAAUUAGUGUUGUUUGUAUUCUUUUCUCCCUCUCUUUUCACUUGGACGGAAGAGAAAAAUAAAUUCGUUGUAUUUAUUAUUUGUGUGGAUUUACUCCUAGUUCAAUCUUCAAGUGUAAUUAAACAAUGUAUGUCACGGAGCUACAUUAUGCACACAUCCCGUGAAAAUUCAAUAUAAACAUGUGCUUCUUAUGUGCACUUUUUUUUU